Photinus pyralis (common eastern firefly) is the source of this 4542-nucleotide messenger RNA. It is a transcript of the gene Usp7, whose product is annotated as ubiquitin carboxyl-terminal hydrolase 7. Gene Ontology annotation, molecular function: cysteine-type deubiquitinase activity; cysteine-type endopeptidase activity; protein binding. Gene Ontology annotation, biological process: regulation of protein stability; protein deubiquitination. NCBI's taxonomy places the organism in Eukaryota, Metazoa, Arthropoda, Insecta, Coleoptera, Lampyridae. The record is from RefSeq and is a predicted model, not a curated record. The transcript has 14 exons. Bases 415 to 3753 code for a protein of 1112 amino acids. Gene Ontology annotation, cellular component: nucleus; cytosol.
UCGAAAUUUUGAGCGCAAGAAUGUAAUGCCUCCAUUUUGUUUAUUUUCUGAAGUGAAAUCGGCAUUUAAUUCUGAAUGUUUAAAAAAGUAAUUAUCGACGAAUAAGUCUAGGAAAAUAACGGUCAUAUUACGUGUAGUGUUUCUCAUUUAAAAUCGUAUAUAUGUUUCUUGUGCACACCCCUCGUUUAGAGGGUUUAGAAAACAGCAGACAUUGGGCGCAUCGCGAGUAAGCAUUUUGUCAAAUUGACUACCGUCUCCGGCACUAAAAAUAGUUCUCAUCAUUUGAAUAAUAGUAACAAUCAAACGUCUUUAAUAACAGAUAAAAGUUUUACUAUAAACUCUAAGAAAAAUAAGAGCGCUAUUACCACCGGUCAGAAGGAAAAGACGGGGGCACCGGAGACGCCGCCCCUCACUAUGAACCACGUGACUUCACAAGAGCGAAGAAACGAAAUUAAUCCACAAAAUAACCUAAAUGAUGUAGAGGAAAUGGAAACUCAAGAAGUUACUGCUGUGGAGUAUAUGGCAGUCAGUGGCGGAGGCGAAAUGGACCAUUCGCAAAACGGUGAGGUUAUGUUCGGGCCGCAGCCUGAUCCCAGCUCGACCGUUCAGGACGCCGACAUGGAAGAGGACGAGGCACGAUCUGAGGCCACCUUUCGUUUCACCCUUCCGCAGUUUAGUAAAUUAAAGGACUCAGUUUUAUCGCCACCAUGUUACGUGCGGAACCUUCCGUGGAAAAUUAUGGUUAUGCCUCGCACGAGCCACACACAAGAGAGAACGACGCAACGCUCCUUGGGCUUCUUUCUGCAAUGCAACGGUGAGAGCGAGUCUAGCUCUUGGUCCUGCUACGCAGUCGCCGAACUACGUCUGUUGUCGGUUCGAACCGACAUAGAAUCCUUUAGCAGGAAAAUACAGCAUUUGUUUUACUCAAAAGAAAAUGAUUGGGGUUUUUCGCACUUCAUGGCAUGGAACGAAGUGCUAGACGUCGAUAAAGGCUAUAUACGCGAUGAUACUAUCACUUUAGAAGUGCACGUCGUGGCGGACGCACCUCACGGCGUCUCUUGGGACAGUAAAAAGCAUACCGGUUAUGUCGGUCUUAAGAAUCAGGGCGCGACCUGCUACAUGAAUUCUCUUUUGCAAACCCUGUAUUUCACGAAUCAACUGAGAAAGGCUGUGUAUAAAAUGCCGACAGAGUCCGACGACUCUACAAAGUCGGUUGCGUUGGCAUUGCAGAGGGUGUUUCAUGAACUUCAAUUUUGUGAUAAGCCAGUCGGAACGAAGAAGCUUACGAAGAGCUUCGGUUGGGAGACUCUGGAUUCCUUUAUGCAGCAUGAUGUUCAAGAAUUUUUAAGGGUCCUGCUUGACAAACUGGAGAGUAAAAUGAAAGGCACAUGUGUAGAAGGUACAGUUCCUAAGUUAUUCGAAGGCAAAAUGAUAUCUUACAUCCGCUGUAAAAAUGUCGACUACACUAGCACUCGAACCGAAACGUUUUACGACAUUCAACUAAACAUCAAGGGCAAAAAGAACAUCGACGAGUCAUUUAAGGAUUAUAUCGCUAAAGAAACGCUAGAUGGCGACAACAAGUACGACGCCGGCGAGCACGGUCUGCAGGACGCAGAGAAGGGCGUCGUGUUCUCGUCGUUUCCGCCCGUACUGCAUCUACAUCUGAUGAGGUUUCAGUAUGACCCGAUCACCGACUGUUCGGUCAAGUUUAAUGAUCGUUUCGAGUUUUAUGAGAAGAUCUCGCUGGACAGUUACCUCGAGGAUUCCGAUCCGACCAAUUCGGCAGACUACACGUUGCACGCCGUACUCGUGCAUUCGGGCGACAAUCACGGGGGACACUAUGUCGUCUUUAUUAAUCCUAAAGGUGAUGGAAAAUGGUGUAAAUUUGAUGACGAUGUCGUGUCGAGGUGUACAAAACAGGAAGCGAUUGAGCACAAUUACGGUGGCCACGAUGACGAUAUGAACAUGACUGUCAAGCAUUGUACAAACGCCUACAUGUUGGUCUACAUCAGGGAUACGGAGCUACACAACGUCCUGCAAGAGGUGACCGAUCCCGAUAUACCGAGCGAGUUGGCAGAUAGGUUAGCCGAAGAAAAACGAAUGGAACAGGUUAGGCGAAAGGAACGCAGCGAGGCUCACUUGUAUAUGACGAUAAACGUACUAUUAGAAGAUUCAUUCGACGGGCAUCAGGGGAACGACUUAUACGAUCCGGAACGGGCAUUGUACAGAGUUUUUCGAAUAAAAAAAGCAGCUACGGUUGGCGAAAUGAUGGAAAUGCUGGCAGAUAGCUUUAAAUAUCCACCGGAACAAAUCAGACCGUGGCCUUUUAGUCAUCGUUCAAAUCAAACGCUCCGUCCCAGCCUACUCGACCUAGAGUCCGACCUACACAAGAACGUCUUGGACGCGUCGGAGAAUCAGAAUCCUUGGAACAUUUUUUUGGAAUUGUUACCUCCCGAUUCGGGUCAGCCCUCGCUUCCCAACUUCGACAAGGAUACGGACGUGCUGUUAUUUUUCAAAUUGUACGAUCCGAAACAGAAGAAGAUCCAUUAUUGCGGGCACCAUUACUUGCCGGUCACUAGCCGACUAUCAGAUCUUGUACCUUUAUUAAACGAGCGCGCCGGAUUUCCGCCUGAUACCGAACUCGUGCUGUAUGAAGAAAUAAGGCCGAAUAUGAUCGAAAAAAUUGCUAAUAUUAAUGAUCCAUUGGAAAAGGUGCUGGACGAAUUGAUGGAUGGCGAUAUAAUCGUAUUCGAAAAGGAAGAAAGGGAAGAACUCUCCGAUCUGCCGACCUGCGCGGAUUACUUCAAAGAUCUAUUCUUUCGAGUCGAAGUGACAUUUGUAGAUAAAUCUAUACCGAAUGACACCGGCUUCACGAUGGAGUUAUCGCAACGUAUGACCUACGAUCAGCUAGCGAGGGCGGUCGCGCAAAGGGUGGGCACCGAUCCGUAUUUGUUACAGUUUUUCAAAUGUCAAAGUUAUAAAGACAUUCCGGGAAAUCCACUCAGAUGUACAUUCGACGGGACGUUAAAUGAUCUGCUGUUGCCCUCGAAACCAAAAACGCCAAAGAAAAUUUUUUAUCAGCAACUUAGUAUAAGAGUUAACGAAUUAGAAAAUAAAAGGCAAAUUAAAUGUAUUUGGGUAGGGUCGAAAUUUAAAGAGGAAAAGGAGUUAAUAUUAUAUCCUAAUAAAGGAGGAACGGUUGCGGAUCUUUUAGAGGAGGCUAAAAAACAAGUCGAAUUUGCCGAGGGUGGCACUGGGAAAUUAAGGUUAGUGGAAGUGAAUUGCAAUAAGGUUAUCGCAGGUCCUAAGGAGGAUAUGUCGUUGGAAGCGUUGGCGAUAGGUACGGCCAAAGUGUAUAGAGUGGAGGAAAUCCCCACGGAGGAGCUCAGACUGCAAGACGAUGAAAUGUUAAUUUCGUGCGCGCAUUUCCAAAAGGAGGUCUUUUCCACUUUUGGAAUACCGUUUUUAAUCAAAAUCAAACAUGGCGAAGCUUUCGUCAGGGUUAAAGAACGAAUACAGAAAAAAUUGGCUGUGCCGGAGAAGGAGUGGGAAAAGUUUAAAUUUGCUAUUGUUGUUAUGGGAAGGCCACAUUUCAUCUCCGAUGAUGAUUUUAUAAUUAACAUUGAUGAAUUUAGACCACACGCUAACAAUAGUGGUAGUCCACGACCAUGGUUAGGAUUGGAACAUGUAAAUAAGGCGCCGAAACGGUCUCGAUUUAAUUAUUUAGAAAAGGCUAUUAAAAUUUACAACUGAGACUGAUGGCGGCGGGCAUUGUGAGUGAGCUUCGGAGUCGUCACCUCAAUUUUGCAACCCCAAAUUCUAUUUCUUGACUGUGCUUGAGAACGUUUACGUACGGUAUAACACCAGUGUAUUGUAAAUAUAUGACAUGCAUGUUUGUAUACAAAUAGUGACUUUAAUUGAACAUGAAUUAAUUACUCAAUUGUUAAUUACUAAUGUAAUUUAUGUUUAAAUACUGUUUUUAAUAAUUUUAUUAAAUGCCACGGUGUAGCGAUAUAUAUUAUAUGUAUAAUUUGCUUUCAAAUAUAAUCGUUGAAAUCGUGGACGUUUUUCUGUUUUUCUUUUUUUUAAUAUGGACUUGUAGGAAUAAUAUUUAUAAUUAAGUUAUUAACAAAGACCAAGAUUCCGUCUUUUGCCUGUAUAAUAAUUUUUUUUUACUAUCAAAGUAAUAUCUGAACUGGCGAAUGUAUGGAAUGAGGUACGUUUGUCUCAGUUUUUCGGCAUUUUGGAGUUCACUAUAUAUGAAAGAAAAUGUAAUCGGCACAUUUUUCUGUUAAAACUAGUUCUAUCUUAUUGUGUUAAAAGUAUUCUUGUCUUACUGUUUUAAUUUAUUUAAAUGCAAUGUGAUUAGUUUAAUUUCUAUUUUAAGUUGCAAGUGUAUGACUGAACGUAGUAAAUAAACACUGGGUCAAACGUAAACGAUAUUGUAAUACUACUACAUUGUGAUGGUUAAAGCAUUUGAUUGAUAGGUGCUGCUUAAAGUGUGUUUAACAGUAUUUUAAGUAAAGUAAUAUAAAUAUUUAA